Eruca vesicaria subsp. sativa (arugula) is the source of this 1823-nucleotide messenger RNA. Lineage: Eukaryota; Viridiplantae; Streptophyta; Magnoliopsida; Brassicales; Brassicaceae. The record is from the annotation of a GenBank genome assembly.
AUGCAAACAUCUCAGAAACAUCAGAGUGCAGCUGGACUUCACAUGCUGUAUCCCCAAGUACACUGCUCAUCUCAGUUUCAAAUGAUAGACAACAACAACAACGGCUUCUCUAAUACUCCAUCCAAAGAAAGCUUCUUCACCCUCGAAUCAUCCACUGCUUCUGGUACUCUUCCUUCCUAUGACUCCCCUUCUGUGAGCAUCACAUCUGGCAGGAGCCCGUUUUCUCCUCAAGGCUCUAACUCAUGCAUCUCUGAUCCACAUCCUUCCCCUGAAAACGUGUAUGGAUCUCCCUUGAGCGCCGCGUCUUCCUAUGUCUAUGACGAAGCCGGUGUCAAGAGUAAGAUUCGUGAGCUUGAGGACUCGCUGCUUAGUGGUGACACCAAAGUUGAAGAAUACUCAGGCUUCAGCCCAGCUGCUGGGAAGUCAUGGAACUGGGACGAGCUCUUGGCUUUGACUCCACAGCUGGACUUGAAAGAAGUGCUAAUGGAGGGAGCCAGGGCUGUUGCUGACGGGGAUUUCGCUACAGCGUGUGGUUUCAUUGACGUCUUGGAACAGAUGGUGUCGGUCUCAGGCACUCCGGUCCAACGCCUAGGUGCUUACAUGGCUGAAGGGCUUAGAGCGAGGCUUGAAGGGUCUGGUGGGAAUAUAUACAGAGCCUUGAAGUGCAAUGAACCAACGGGAAGGGAACUGAUGUCUUACAUGGGAGUUCUCUAUGAGAUUUGCCCUUACUGGAAGUUCGCCUACACAGCUGCAAACGCUGCUAUCUUGGAAGCAACGGCUGGUGAGAACAGAAUCCACGUGAUUGAUUUCCAAAUCGCGCAAGGAUCACAGUACAUGUUUCUUAUUCAUGAGCUUGCUAAACGUCCUGGUGGGCCACCGUUGCUGCGUGUUACCGGCGUGGACGAUACACAGUCUAGAUAUGCACGUGGUGGAGGACUCGGUUUGGUGGGUGAGAAGCUCGCAGAUAUGGCGCGGUCAUGCGGUGUGCCGUUUGAGUUUCACGAUGCGGUCAUGUCAGGGUGCAAGGUCCACAGGGAACACUUAGGUGUGGAGCCUGGCUUUGCUGUCGUUGUGAACUUCCCGUACGUGUUGCACCACAUGCCUGAUGAGAGCGUGAGCGUUGAGAAUCAUAGAGACAGGCUGCUCCAUCUUAUCAAGAGCCUCGGACCGAAGCUGGUGACGCUGGUGGAGCAAGAAUCCAACACGAACACGUCGCCUUUCCUGUCUAGGUUCAUGGAGACGCUUGAUUACUACACGGCGAUGUUUGAGUCGAUAGAUGCAGCGAGGCCGAGGGAUGAUAAGCAGAGGAUCAGCGCGGAGCAGCACUGUGUGGCGAGGGAUAUAGUGAACAUGAUAGCGUGCGAGGAGAGGGAGAGAGUUGAGAGACACGAGGUGCUUGGGAAGUGGAGGGUGAGAAUGAUGAUGGCCGGGUUCAUGGGAUGGCCUGUUAGCACGUCAGCAGCGUUUGCAGCGAGUGAGAUGCUUAAAGGUUACGACAAGAACUACAAACUAGGAGGGAGUGAAGGAGCGCUGUAUCUAUUUUGGAAGAGGAGACCCAUGGCUACAUGUUCCGCUUGGAAACCAAACCAAAAUCACAUUGUGAACUGAGAGUGGAUGAAAAAGAAAGGAGCACACAUGGCAACACUUGUAGAUUUUUUAGGAUGUGCAAUGAUGUUUUUAAGUAACUUUUAUAUAAGUCAACUAGUUAUAUACUAAAUAUUUGUAUACAAAGCAAACCUGGUGGUGGUUGUUUUUUUUCUCCUGUAAAUUUGCUCUUGUUGUGGGGUUGGUAAUACUAAUGAGAUAUAACCAUUGCAUUAAUU